Molecule: messenger RNA, 1020 nt
Organism: Saccoglossus kowalevskii
Lineage: Eukaryota; Metazoa; Hemichordata; Enteropneusta; Harrimaniidae
Product: carbohydrate sulfotransferase 11-like
Biological process (GO): carbohydrate biosynthetic process
Cellular component (GO): membrane
Molecular function (GO): sulfotransferase activity
Source: RefSeq, a predicted model, not a curated record
AUGGGUAAAAUAGGAAUCACUGUGUUUUGUAUAUUGGUUGCCAUAUCAGCUAUAUUUAUAUUCCUCGUACAGUAUGGAGUGCUCACAGAUUUGAUGACGAUAUGGCAUAGAGUUAAUAGUAAAGUGAGCGUUUACAAUUCCCAUCCCACUUCAAUAGAUGUAGACUUAAUCAUGCCAUCAAAAGAGACAAUUAAGAACAUUUCUUUAGAAGACGUUGCUGUAACAAGUAUGGAAAAUUUGGAAAACAUUCAGCGUAAAAGGAAACUACACAUGAAUCAAAUAUGCGAACAAUAUCCUGAAUUAAAGAAAUUGGACAACAGUAUAUAUGAUAAUCUACUGGUAGACGAUACUUACAAGAUUAUAUACUGUGCAGUACCUAAGGUUGCUAACUCGAAUUGGCGCAGAGUUUUUCUGGUUUUAAGAGGGACAUUCAAUAACGUGUCAGAAAUAACGAAGAGUGUUUAUAAAUACAAAUACAAUUCUCUGAAAACAUAUCCACUUAAAGAAAGACAAAUCCGUCUCCAAACGUACACUAAAUUUAUGUUUUCUAGACAUCCCUUUUCACGGAUUCUGUCAGCAUAUAAAGACAAAUUUGAGGAGAAUCCUGAAAGAAGUUUUGUUAAACAAUACACUCCUUUGGUGAAUAAGGCGAACAACAAGACGAAUGUGAAUGAACAAUUCAGUUUUCAGGAGUUCGUGACAUUUUUAUUAGCAUAUGUACGAAGAUUCAAUCGUCAUUGGAAUGUAAUUGCCACCCACUGCUCUAUGUGUAAUAUUCACUACAAUUUUAUAGGUAAAUAUGAAACCUUAAUCGCGGAUGUAGAUUUCAUUUUGAAGAAGAUUGGCGCGAAUAACGUAGUCGAAUUCCCUUCUUACGUUCCACACAGAACAAACAGCUCUUUCUGUGAAAUAUUGAGAAGAUAUUACGGCGAGCUCACAAAGCAACAAUUAGAAGGACUAUAUGAAAAAUAUAAAACAGAUUUUGAUAUGUUUGAAUACGAUAUUGAAGAAUAUCUUUAA